Messenger RNA from Hippoglossus stenolepis (Pacific halibut), 3570 nucleotides. RefSeq names its product lysosomal amino acid transporter 1 homolog. NCBI's taxonomy places the organism in Eukaryota, Metazoa, Chordata, Actinopteri, Pleuronectiformes, Pleuronectidae. Bases 307 to 1251 code for a protein of 314 amino acids. The record is from RefSeq and is a predicted model, not a curated record. The transcript has 9 exons.
GUUCCGUCUGCGUUGACCUCAGUGGAGCAGCAGUGAUGGAGGACAGCAUCAGCAGCUAGCAUGUCUCCUUCUCUGCAGACUCAUGUUGUGUAGUUGGUGUGUGAGAAUGUGUAGGAGGUUCACACACACACAGUCUGCAGUCCGCUACCCGCCCACGUUACCAGAGGGGUCAGAUGAGAGUUGAGGUAUGUAGCUGUAGUUCUGCUCUCAUCCGCAGGUCAGUCCUGUGUUAACACAACAAACACACACACACACACAUCUACUCACACGAGCAGCAGCAGCAGGACAGACCCAGACUCAGCCUCCAUGGCGGCCCCUCCUCGCUUCCCCGGCGGGAAGAGUGUGGACGGUUCCCCGGCUAACUGGAGCGGCCCGGCAGCCCUGAGCAGACCGCUGUGUGUCAACGGGACCCCGUGGAUCCUCUACCUGCUGGAGGAGUGUGUGGACAAUGUGUGGGAGUACUGCAGCGUGGUGAUAGGACUCGUAUCCAUGUUCUGCUUCCUGCUGUCCACUCUACCGCAGGUCUACGAGGCCUACCGUAAUGGUAACGUGGAGGAGGCCAUGUCUUUUGGCUUCCUCUUCUUCCUCUUCAGUGGCGACGUGACCAGUUUUGCAGGCUGUUACCUCACCAGCCAGCUGCCUAUUCAGACUGUUACAGUGGUGUUCUACAUCUUCACAGACGUGAUCCUCAUCUCCCAGUUCCUGUACUAUAAGAUUAAGAACAGCUCCAGCAGAAAGACCCCCGGGCUGAAGUGGCUGUGCUCCAUGUGGUGUGUUGCUGCUACAUUAGUCCUCCUGGCUUUACCCAAGCUCAUCAUUGACAAUAGUGCCAAUUUAGACCCCCAGAGUCCAGCUGCCUCUAAAGCAGUAGAAAUCACUGGCUACAUAUGUGGGUACCUGGCGUCUGUCUUCUACCUCUGCUCCCGUUUACCCCAGCUCUAUAAAAACUUCCGGCGACAGUCCACGGAGGGGACCUCUUACAUGUUGUUCGCCCUGGCCAUGAUGGGCAAUGGGACAUACGGGUUGAGCGUCAUCGUGGUGCUACCUGCGCUGAAGGGCUCCAAACAGACGUUCAUCAUUAAACAUCUGGCCUGGCUCAUUGGCAGCCUGGGAGUCCUCAUACUGGACUUCUUUGUAACUGCCCAGUUCAUUGUGUACAGAAAAAACAACCCUGCUAAAAGCAAAACGCUGCUCAGCGUCCCAGAGGUGGAGCCUCUUCUGUGUGAGGAGGAGGAGCUGUCAGUGCUAUAGGAAACAGUACGGACACCGACUUAGUCAAGAAGAGACUGGGAGCGAACACACCCACAGGAGGAAGCUUCGAGUCAGAUGUCUUUAAACAGAUGCAAGCUUUAUGGAAGAACAAAGUGCCUGUACACAUUUUGAUGAGGUAUAUACAACUGUAGCAGAUUGGACAAGGAUUUUUUUUUUUCUCAAAUCGUCGACAAAUCGUUUGUGUGCUCCUGGUUUUCUUUUCUGCUUGGUUAGCUGUGGCUGAAGGGAAAUUGUCACAAUCAAAAUAUUAGCUCACUAGACUUGUGUUUUCAAUGCAUUAGAAUUAGACAGGAUAUAGAUGUGUACAGGAUUCAAAGGGAUCAUCUCUGCUUUCCUUAAGGUGCCUUUUAUAAGCUGAAUAUAGUCUUAUAAUAUAAAUGCACUGUAUAUCUAUUUGUGUGUGUAGACAGUAACAUUAACUGUUUUAAGUUUCCUCUUAAUGGCGUUUUGGGUUAGGGUUUUCUAAGACAUUACUAUUCAACAAUGAUAGAUCUAAAAAUAGGAACAUUAUUAUGAUUUUAUGGAGAUACUUUUAAAAGUGACGAGCCUCAAAAUGUUUGUACUCUGUCAUAAGGUUUAAACAGAAGCGGCUCAUGUCAAGUCUAACUUUUUUUCUUUUUUUUUAACACCCCUCCAAUGUUAACUUCAUUAAAGAGUAAUGCUUGACAAAUAGAUGAUGACAAUAAAGGCGAUAAAAAACAAACGAUAACAAAUGGAUGUUCCAUUGAUGAGCAGUUCAAGUCGAGAAAAUAUGGAUUUAGAUAAUUAACUAAACUAAUGGCUGUUCAAUGUUGUUCUAAAUCUUGUGACACAGUGUGUGGGAAGCUGUGUCACAGUUUGAGCAACUAUUGAACUACUAGUACUGUACCUGAGAUCUGCAGAUUCGUCUACCUCAUUAUUCUAUGGACAUGUUUAUUACUCCCAGCGUUUCAUUGUGAGCUGGCCUGAAAUCUGGCCACUUUGCUCAGGAAAAUUAAUUUAGCGUUAAAUUUGAAAAUUUGAAAAUUCUAAUUUAUUCAACAACAUCAACCCUGCUGUUUCAGUUUUGAAAUAUACUUUCCUCAGUCUCACCAAAUAAACCUGAGCAACAUGAUUGACCUUUUUUCUAGUCUCAGAUGGAGAUGCAAUAAUGUGAAUUGAUGUAAAUUCUAUAGGAUUUGUUAAGACUUUGUUACUAAUUAAUUUGUUUCUGUAGUAAAUCUAGUUUUUGCUAAUUAUUUUUAUAUUGCACAAUUUAUACUUCAAUACCUUCUGAAUGAGUCUGAUGUACUUUUUCAAUCCAGCACAAAUAAUUUGCUAUUUAUUGAAUAUACUGCCACUAUAAACUAUGCUGUAUUUAUAAUACUGUAGUUUUUUACUUUAAUGGUGAUGUAUUGAUGUAUUUAUUUUCUUAUAACAUGUUCUUACAGAUGUGCACAUGAACAAAUACAUUGUAUUGCAUUCUGAGCUCUGUGACAUGAUGUUUCCUGACAAUGUCUUCUAAAUGAGAACAACACAAACAUUUACUGUAUGUAGCCUAUAUGGAACAAAAGUUGAAUAUGAUAUCUGACUGUUGAUUUUGUGUGAAUAUAAAGAGAACACUGACACACAAAAAAGCAAGUAUCAUCUGCUCAUUUUAACAUAUAUUCAAGUUAUAUUAAGUAUGACGGAUUGUUUUUUUUACACUUUCCACAAACAUUAACCUACACUGAACAUGUAAGUUUAUUUAGUUAAUACAUCCCAAAUUAUUACUCAAAUGGUUAAAAUAUUUAUCCUAAAGGGAAAAUUCAUGACUUCAGUUUGAAUUGUUUGUAUGCUUAUGAUUAAGGUUAUUUAUUUAAAAGGGACAAAUCGCAUAAUGUGAAAAUGUGCCAUAUUUAGCCACCCAGGCUACUUUUCAUCUGCAGUUCCUUGCAGAUUGAUAAUAAAACAAUACACAUAAACGUUUAUAUAAAAGCACAAAAGUACAAGCCACAAGGCAAAAUAGAGUCAGGGUUUGUAGUGAUCAGAGGAUGGGGCCACAGUAUCAAGGUCCUGUCAAUACACAAUAACUAAGUAAAAGUCUCCUCACAUCUUAUAUUACAUCUGAAAUACUCCUGUAGGUAUUUAGUGGUUUUGAUUACCCACAGCUCUUUGUGGAAAUGUUUUGUUUAUAAGGAUACAAUCUAUUUUAUGUAGAAUUUGGAUGCAAACCUUUCUGAAAGUGUCAGAUUAUUCUGGGAAAAUAUUACAUCCAUACUUAGGCAGUAACCCUUCCUUAAUGUAUAUAUGCAUAACCUUGUCAACUAUUUUAUGUCAUUGAAAUGUAUCGGUAAAAUA